UCCGAAAAAGCUGUGUUUUAAUCGAAAAAGCAAAAACAACGCUGUCGCUCCGUUUGUGGCUGUGUGUGUGCGACGUGUGUUCUAUUAAUAUGAAAAUGAUUUUAAACUGCAACUAAGACACCUUGAAUGCAACGGUGUAGCGAGCACUGCAUAUGCGUGAGUGUGUCAGUGUGGGCCAGUGUGUCUGCCUGUGUGUGUGUGUUUGUGUAUACAUGUGGAUAAACGAAAAUAAAACUGCCCGUGCCCGUGCCUUGUAUCGGUCUUCUCUACGUUCUGUUUGCCACCGCCACCCCGCAAAGCUAGGCAGAACGCAAGUCACACACACAGAGGCAAUCCCAUCUAGCUCCUGGAAUGGACAUGGACUCGGACAUGGAAAUGGAAUUGGAAUCGGACAACGAUGGCGAGUACGAAGAUGACUAUGAUUAUUACAAUACAGGCGAAGACUGUGAUGUGGAGCGCUUGGACCCGAAGAGAGCCGAUCCAGAGUAUUUUGAGUACGAGUGCCUGACCGUGGAGGACAUUGAGAAGCUGCUCAACGAGCGGGUGGAGAAGCUGAACACGAUAUUGCAGAUAACGCCCUCGCUGGCCAAGGUGCUGCUGCUGGAGCACCAGUGGGAUAAUCUGGCGGUGGUGGAGAAGUAUCGACAGGAUGCGAACGCCCUGCUGGUGACGGCGCGCAUCAAGCCGCCCACGGUGGUGACUGAGGCCGCCUCAACAAGUGCGGCGGCGGCUGCGGCCAGUGCCCAGUUGCUGAAGCUGGGCAGCAGCGGGUACAAGACGUCCUCGUCGGUGGUCAGCAAUGCCAACUCGAAUGUCCCCCAAUACCGGAGUCAGAUGUGUCCCGUGUGCGCCAGCUCGCAGCUGGGAGACAAGUUCUACAGCCUGGCCUGUGGCCACUCUUUCUGCAAGGACUGCUGGACCAUUUUUUUCGAGACACAGAUAUUCCAGGGCAUUUCCACGCAAAUUGGUUGCAUGGCCCAGAAGUGCAAUGUGCGGGUGCCAGAGGACUUGGUCCUGACCCUGGUUACACGCCCCGUUAUGAGAGACAAAUAUCAGCAGUUCGCAUUCAAGGACUAUGUCAAAUCACAUCCGGAGUUUAGGUUCUGCCCGGGACCCAACUGCCAGAUCAUUGUGCAAUCAUCGGAGAUCUCCGCCAAACGUGCCAUCUGCAAGGCGUGCCAUACGUGUUUCUGCUUCAAGUGUAGCAUGGACUAUCAUGCGCCAACAGACUGCCAGGUGAUCAAGAAAUGGCUGACCAAGUGCGCCGACGACAGCGAGACGGCCAACUACAUUAGUGCCCACACCAAAGACUGCCCCAAGUGUCACAUCUGCAUCGAGAAGAACGGCGGCUGCAAUCACAUGCAGUGCUUCAACUGCAAACACGACUUCUGCUGGAUGUGCUUGGGGGACUGGAAGUCGCACGGAUCCGAGUACUACGAGUGUUCGCGCUACAAGGACAACCCCAAUAUUGCCAACGAAUCGGUGCACGUGCAGGCCCGGGAGGCCCUCAAGAAGUACCUCCACUAUUACGAGCGCUGGGAGAACCACUCCAAGUCGAUAAAGCUCGAGCAGCAGACGAUCGAUCGGCUACGCCAGCGCAUCAAUUCGAAGGUAAUGAACGGCAGUGGCACCUGGAUCGACUGGCAGUAUCUGUUCAAUGCAGCGGCACUGCUGGCCAAGUGCCGAUACACUCUGCAGUACACAUACCCGUAUGCAUACUAUAUGGAGGGCAGCUCUCGCAAGAAUCUCUUCGAAUACCAGCAGGCGCAACUGGAGGCUGAAAUCGAGAACCUGUCCUGGAAAAUAGAGCGGGCCGAGACAACGGACCUGGGUGAUCUCGAGAACCAAAUGGAUAUUGCUGAGAAGCGUCGCACCACCCUACUCAAAGACUUCUUUCCCGUGCAUGCAUCGACGGCAUAGGCGGAACAUAAGGCUUCCAGAACCACCAGAAGCUUGUCUAGUUUAGCACAAAAGCGAACUUCAUUUGAUCGACUUGACAAGCCACACGACAGUAUAAGAGACGCUUAUUUAAUUAUAAUUAUACACAAAUACAUACUAUACAUAUAUCCAUAUAUCCAUUUAGCGGUAGCAGAACGAUGUGUAGCUAAUUUUUAAACUAAUUGAAUAUUCACGUGCAUAUAGACUAAAGGAUUUAGCAUAGAACAUAUGUAGUCGACUACUUGAAGUACGAAUAUUAUAGUUGUGACAUUCGAAAUCACUCAAAACGAUCGAUCGGUGUAACUGCAAUACAACGCCUUGAGCGGUAAGAUUAUGAUAACGAUAUCGUUAGUAGCCAUAGCUAUUUUCAUUAAAUAUAACUACAACAAUAGAAGAAAGAACGAACUAACGAAAGAAUGAAGAAACAAAAAAGAAAUCAACCAGGCGCAUUUUUGUGGCCAUGUGUUCCAACAGUUUUCCAAAAACUAGCCCAAGCGACCCUAGAAUAUGCAUAAACAAUUCUAAAUAUGUAGCAUAGCAAGUCAAGCAAUUCUCACUCAGACACGACACGCAUAGAGAAAAGACCUCAACUCAAUCGGUUAGAUCCUAAGUUUUAAAUAUCGUAUUAACAAAUUGGCCGAACGGCAUCAACAAUAUCAAUAUCAACAAAAAGUAUUUUAUAAUUGGUAACUCGUAAUUCGUAACUAGCCACAGCACAUCCAUCGAAUCGAAUGCAAAAAGUCUUCAAAUAAAAUAUUGUAUGUAAUUAUAACGAAUGCUAGGUACUCGAACAAAUUAGGUACUUACCCGUUCGUUUCUUUUAUAUUCACUGCUCGAUUAACGUAUUAAGCUGAAUUAUAAAUUAUAGUCUAGGAUUACGCUAUGUAUUUAUGCUUAUGCGACUGAAUUUGAAUUAAAUUUACACUAGAU
Messenger RNA from Drosophila obscura, 2868 nucleotides. It is a transcript of the gene ari-2, whose product is annotated as potential E3 ubiquitin-protein ligase ariadne-2. The transcript is spliced from 4 exons. The coding region runs from base 352 to 1920 and encodes 522 amino acids. The record is from RefSeq and is a predicted model, not a curated record. Gene Ontology annotation, cellular component: cytoplasm; ubiquitin ligase complex. Lineage: Eukaryota; Metazoa; Arthropoda; Insecta; Diptera; Drosophilidae. Gene Ontology annotation, molecular function: ubiquitin conjugating enzyme binding; ubiquitin protein ligase activity; zinc ion binding. Gene Ontology annotation, biological process: ubiquitin-dependent protein catabolic process; positive regulation of proteasomal ubiquitin-dependent protein catabolic process; protein polyubiquitination.